This is a messenger RNA of Cebus imitator (Panamanian white-faced capuchin), 3092 nucleotides long. It is a transcript of the gene HNMT, whose product is annotated as histamine N-methyltransferase. Bases 253 to 711 code for a protein of 152 amino acids. Lineage: Eukaryota; Metazoa; Chordata; Mammalia; Primates; Cebidae. Gene Ontology annotation, molecular function: N-methyltransferase activity. The record is from RefSeq and is a predicted model, not a curated record. The transcript is spliced from 4 exons.
GUCCCAUAUGUUUAUCUUCUAGGUGAAAUUGAUCUUCAAAUUCUCUCCAAAGUUCAGGCUCAAUACCCAGGAGUUUGUAUCAACAAUGAAGUUGUUGAGCCAAGUGCUGAGCAAAUUGCCAAGUAUAAAGAGCUUGUAGCCAAGACAUCAAACCUCAAGAACAUAAAGUUUGCUUGGCAUAAGGAGACAUCAUCUGAAUAUCAAAGUAGAAUAUUGGAGAAAAAGGAGCUUCAAAAGUGGGACUUUAUUCAUAUGAUUCAGAUGUUGUAUUAUGUAAAAGAUGUCCCAGCUACCCUGACAUUCUUCCAUAGUCUCUUAGGUACCAGUGCUAAGAUGCUCAUUAUUCUUGUGUCAGGAAGCAGUGGUUGGGCCAAGCUGUGGGAAAAGUAUGGAUCACGCUUACCCAGGGAUGACCUCUGCCUGUAUAUCACAUCAUCUGACCUCACUCAGAUGCUGGACAACCUAGGGCUUAAGUAUGAGUGCUAUGACCUUUUGUCCACCAUGGACAUAUCUGACUGCUUUAUUGAUGGGAAUGAAAAUGGAGACCUGCUUUGGGAUUUUUUGACUGAAACCUGUAACUUUAAUGCCACAGCACCACCUGAUCUCAAAGCAGAGAUUGCAAAAGAUCUACAAGAGCCUGAAUUUAGUGCUAAGAAAGAGGGUAAGGUUCUUUUUAAUAAUAGUCUGAGUUUCAUAGUGAUUGAGGCAUAACUAUCAAUCACAAAAGUGUAUUUAAAAAUUACAUUUUGAACGACUCUGAUCACUCAUUUAUUUCCAUAUUAAAUUACAAAUACAUUCAUUGAUGUAAAUAAAGCACUGUUUUCAUAUGAGAUGCAGAGAAUUCCAAGACAUUAUUGGACUUCCAUGUGGGAUACUGCUGGUCUUAUCUUGUCCCUCCUCCAGGUAGAGACAUCACAUGCAGACUCAAUAUAACAUAAGCUAGAAAAAUUAGACAACUGAAUUUCUAUGGCUUGUUGAUGACAAAAUUUAUUCCAUUUGCUGAUUGUCUGAAUUUUUCUUGAAUACUAAUAAAAUAUACACUAUAGGUUCUUUGUUAGUGAAGUAUCCACUUAUCAGUACUUUGAACACAAAGCCUGUGUUGCAACUGAAUUUCCAUGACUUAUUGACAAUAAAAUUCAAUCCAUUUCCUGAUUGUCUGAAUUUUUCUAGAAUAACUAAUAAAAUAUAUACUAUGGAUUCUUUAUUAGUGAAAUACGUACUUGUAAAUACUUUGAACACAAAGCCCAUGUUACUGAUUUGGCCCUUUUGUGAAGAAGUGUUUGUCUUUAUACAUUCUUCUAUUGUAUUUUCUAUCUUAUUUGUAUUACUUUUUAAGAGUAAGUACCUUUACAAUAUUACAAAAUUAAUUCUUUAUCAUGUGUUGUCAUUUCUUCCCAUUCUUUUCUCUUGUAAUUUUAUCCAUGAAUAACAUUUUUGUUUGUCUUUUUGAUAUACUGAAAAUUUUCUAUUAUAUUUAGCCAAAUUUGUUUGUUUUUUAAGUCUGGUCUUCUGAAAAAUUUUAAAAGACCUUCUAAAACCGAGAUUUUAGAACACUAACAUAUUUUAUUAAAAUAAAAUUACAGUUUUUUUUUUUUUUUUUUUUUUUAGAAAAAAGAAAUCUAUAAUAUGUUUGAAACUAGGUAGGUAUAAACAGUGAGAACAAACUGUUUCCCCUAAAAUAAUAGCCAGAUGUAUAAACAAAAUUUAUUGAAGAACAAAAAACACAAAAGUAAAAAAUUUACUAGUUUGAAAUGCACCUUUUACCAGAUUUCUAGGAAUUUGGUAAAUGCAAGGUUCUAGAAAACUUUCAAUGCAUUUUGAUACUUCAUAGUCUCUUAUGUCAUUCUUAUGACCUCCUAUAAGACUAAGAGUUAUCUUUGGACUGUAGGAUUUCAGGGUUUUUUUGAAAACAUAUUUGAUUUUUUAUUUUAUUUCUAAUGAUAACCCUCUGUCAUUUUAGACAUAAACAGUACAUAUCUUUAGAUAAGUAAAUAACUAAUUUAAUAAUUAAUACAUAAAUAUUUUAAGUAUGUAAAUAAUUACUACUCCCUGUCAGAAACAGAACAAAAGUAAGUUUUACUAAACAGCUCAUGGCCCUCAUUCUGCCAGUGAGGAAGCCUUCAACACAGUGUGAUACUCAUUCUUUGAUGUAAUGGCUUUCGCUUAAUGCUGUAGUAUAAUCACUUUAAAAAGUUAAAUGACCCCUCUCAAUCACCUAGUUAUCCCCAGGGAAUACACUGGCAUAGAGAACCUAUUUACACUAAUAAAUUACCAAGCUUUGUUGUUCAUAAUAAGUAAAACUUGUAUUGCUCUCUUUGUGUGGACAACUUCAUCAAUGCUUUUUGAAUUAUAAAUUCCAACAAAUUAAACGACAGUUAUCCGAUCAGAUUCCUGAAUAUGAGCACUGAACCAUUAAUCAUACUGAUAUGUACUACUGACAAAGGAAAUCUGUGAGGUACACAUGAUCGAUGGGUAUGGGGCCAUGAAGAUCUUGAACAACUUCACCAGAAGGUUGGAAAUCAAGACUUUACAGAUUCUUUUGUAAAAAGCACACGUGCAAAAACAAAAAUAGAACUAACAAUGCUAUUUAAAGAUACAAAAGAAUUGCAGUCCAUAGAUUGGUGUUUGUAAAUAUGGCGUUUUUCUCAUCCUUAUUAAACCCUUAGUAUACAGGAUAAAUAAAUUCUCACCUGUUUAAUUUUAAUGCAAUUGAAACACACACCUUUUUGAAGAGAGAAAUUCACAUGUAAACCUACUAGUUAGCAAUGGGAAGCUAUAUAAGUUUAAGGGAUAGACUUAUCCCUGGUUUCUUCUUGCACUGUAUGAUAUUGCCAAAAUUUGGGGCAGUCACAUAUUGACUUUCCAGGUUUAUUCUUCUGUUUCAGAAAAAAGUGCUCAGUGUGAAUUUGGAAUGUUGUUUUAUGUAUCGUUGUGGAUCUCUCAGUGUUUAACAUGGUGCCUUGUGUAUGGUAAAUGCUACGUAAAGAGGGAUCAAUGAAUUCUUUCCUUCUCAAACAUUUAUCUUAUACCUUAUGCGUUCAUAUUAUCAUUAUAAAGAGAGCUCAAGAACCCAAUAAAAUUAUGUGUUGCCA